GAAGUGCCGGCCCCUUGCCGCAGUGUGCAGCAGGCAGGCGGCCGGUAGGGAACCUUUUCUGCGCGGCUUUAACCCAAGGGGAUCGGGACACUCUCUUCUCCUUCCUCCAACAUGUCUCAGGAGAGGUUUCCAGCCGCGCCUAAAAGGAGCCCUGACAAACCCAGCAGCGUAGAGGGAGUUGUUCCUAAUAAUCCAUGCAAGACUCCCAUACAGCUGCUACUUGAAUUUGGAACAAAGUCUGGCAAACCACCUGUGUAUACGUUGGAGAAAGCUGAAGGACAAGCUCAUCACCCCAGUUUCACUUUCCGGGUUGUAAUAGGUGAAAUAUCAUGCAUAGGAGAAGGACCUAGCAAGAAAAUAGCAAAACAUAAAGCAGCAGAAUCUGCUUUAAACAUAUUAAAAGGAGACUCCAAAAUAAGCUUGCCCAUGACUGAGCCUUUAAUUCGAGAGGCCGCCAAACAACCACCCAAUCAGAUGCAAGGCAAUCCCAUUGGUACAUUGCAGGAGCUUGCUGUGCAGAAGGGAUGGAGACUGCCAGAGUAUACUGUUUCACAGGAAUCCGGGCCGCCUCACAAGAGGGAGUUUACAAUAAGUUGCAGAGUGGAAAACUUAGUGGAAUCUGCAUCUGGCACAUCUAAAAAAGUAGCGAGAAGAAUUGCUGCUGAGAAGAUAAUUGCGAAGUUGAACAACAUUCUGCCUGACACUGUUAAUCGCUCCCUGGAAAAGCUCAUUGGAAAUAAUCUUGGAUGCACUUGGGAUAGCUUGAAAAAAUCAACUGGAGAGAAAAUAAACCUUCUGAAAAGAAGCCCUUUGAGUAUUCCGAACACUGAUUAUGUGAAAAUGUUGGCUGAAGUUGCUGACGAACAAAAUUUUCGUGCAUCUUAUUUAGACAUCGAGGAACUGAGUGUCAACGGACAGUAUCAGUGUCUGGCGGAGUUGUCCAUAAAUCCUGUCACAGUAUGUCACGGAACAGGGAUCUCGUGUGGUAAUGCCCACAAUGAUGCUGCCCACAAUGCACUGCAAUAUUUAAAACUCAUGGCAGGGAGAAAGUAAAAUCAAGGACUUCCCACAAAUUAAGUUUUUACUUUAAAUAGGAAAUACAUUUUCAAUUUUUGCUGUGACCGUAUUACCAGAAAAUUGGCCACCAAAUUGAAUGCAUAAAUGAAUUUAACCCAAA
This is a messenger RNA of Pelobates fuscus (common spadefoot toad), 1177 nucleotides long. It is a transcript of the gene PRKRA, whose product is annotated as protein activator of interferon induced protein kinase EIF2AK2. The coding region runs from base 112 to 1053 and encodes 313 amino acids. Gene Ontology annotation, biological process: siRNA processing; regulation of regulatory ncRNA processing. Lineage: Eukaryota; Metazoa; Chordata; Amphibia; Anura; Pelobatidae. The record is from RefSeq and is a predicted model, not a curated record. The transcript has 8 exons. Gene Ontology annotation, molecular function: double-stranded RNA binding; siRNA binding. Gene Ontology annotation, cellular component: nucleus; cytoplasm; RISC complex.